AUGCUGGUAUCCAGACUAGCAUUUGAAAAGGUAGCUCGCGAGAUGCUCGAGUUGCCAAUCGGGAGCAAACAAUAUUCUCGAGAAAGAGAGAAACGAGUGUUCCGGGCUGCAUUUGGUACAAGCUUCGAGGUUUGCUCCGAAUUGUGGUCCAAGCUCGAGCCAAAGAAAAAGAUAUCGCGUCGAGCACAGCCAAAGCAUUUGCUGUGGACGCUGAUAUACUAUAAGGUAAAUAUUAGCGAAGAAAUGAUGAUUAAGAUCGCUAAUUGCAAGUCAUGUGACACGUUUCGCGAUUGGGUCUCAAAGUUCACAGAUGGGAUCGCUGAUCUGGAAGAAGUCGUUAUAGUUUGGGCGAAUCGUUUCAAUGACUGGGAUGGGAAGUGCAUCGCACUGGUCACAGUCGAUGGCACAGAUGUUUGGAUGUGGGAGCCAUCGCCAAGAUCAAGGAUAUGGUGGAGUCAUAAGCACAAUCGUGCUGCAAUGCGAUACGAAAUUGCACAAUGCAUUCAGACAGGAGACAUUGUGGCCAUCAACGGUCCCUUUCCGGCAAACUUGAGUGACAGGGAAAUCUUUGACGCUAAUCUUUCCCUCAUGCUCAUGCCUGGUGAAUGCGUCGAGGCAGAUAAUGGGUACUCCGGUAGAAUUCAGAUCAAGACUAAUGCUGUAGGAAAGGAUAGCAUCACCAGGAAACAAAAAUCGGUGGCUAGGGGACGACAUGAAAAUGUCAACAGGCGCUUGAAAAUUUUCAAAGUAAUGGAAAGAUGGGAAAGCACAAAUACCGAGAAACAUGGAAAGAUAGCUCGUGCUGUGGCCGUCAUUGUGCAACUUUCCUUUGAGAAUGGAGCGAGAUUGUACCCGGUUAAAUAUGAAGUCACCUAUGACUAA
Molecule: messenger RNA, 882 nt
Organism: Cylindrotheca closterium
Lineage: Eukaryota; Bacillariophyta; Bacillariophyceae; Bacillariales; Bacillariaceae
Source: the annotation of a GenBank genome assembly